Molecule: messenger RNA, 5855 nt
Organism: Micropterus salmoides (largemouth bass)
Lineage: Eukaryota; Metazoa; Chordata; Actinopteri; Centrarchiformes; Centrarchidae
Product: inactive ubiquitin carboxyl-terminal hydrolase 53
Exons: 17
Coding region: 1213-4383 (1056 amino acids)
Biological process (GO): protein deubiquitination; sensory perception of sound; response to auditory stimulus
Cellular component (GO): cell-cell junction
Molecular function (GO): cysteine-type deubiquitinase activity
Source: RefSeq, a predicted model, not a curated record
UUGUAGUGGGCAGCAAACUGCAAACCCCUGCACCAUGAAGCAACAUUAACGAGCCUGCCAGCAGAGUUGGCGCUCUGCAAGUGUUAGAGUGAAUGCUUGUGUGUGUGCGUGCGUGCUGUAGAUGUGGCAGCGGUGUACAGUAGCAUGGCAGACUGCAGUAAAUACACAGUUGAAGAGGCGGGGUUUGACAUCUCAGCUCUGAAAACAUCUCUAAUCCAGUAUUUCAGGUGCCGAAGUCGAACGAGCGACCAUUGCUCACUACCGCCGCGCGUCAGCGAACUGCAGCAGAACCGCACGACUCCAGAACCCGGAAUAUCCUGCAAGUGGACGCAGACGGCUGCCGUGCGAGUUCCCGAGAGCGAAGAAAUCCCACAAAAAGCCGGAGAGAGUGAAGUUUCAGCGGCGCGAAAGACAACACUUUGUUUUCCUGCUUGGUGUUUUAGUUUCCAGCGUCUGUUUCUGUCUCGGAGUGACCAGCAACUCCCACCGCGUCUCAGGUCCUCCCCCCGAAACUCAGCCAACACUUCAACUCUUGUGCUCACUGGAGGAUACUGCCGCACUUUGGGAUAUUUUUCUUUCCUAGGUGAGUGGCUCUUUAUUUGAGUUUGACACGAGCAGUUCUUCAAACUUCCCUGGUUUGUGUUUUAGCCGCAGUGCGUGGGGCGGAAAUGUAGCUUUACCUGCCUGGAACUCAGCACAUCAGUGUUUGCUGUCCAGCCUGGGUGAAACUUUACACAAUAAACCUCUGAUUGGGCCAACUGACUGCAGCGGUUAUAUUAUAUUUUCAGUAGCAUCAGGACCAUGUGGCAGAACUUGCGUACGGGGCCCCACCGUCCCUUCUGAAGCUGCUGUGAAGCUUUGUGCAGAGCAAUCAAGAUUACAGGAUGACUGAGGGAUGUUCCUUUGUCAUCAAAAUGCACCUUAUCAGAAGUAUCAGACCGCUGAUCAUCGAAGGCUUCCCAAAACAAAGACUUGGAUUGUAAUUUAGUUUGUGUGGACUUUUUUUUUUUUUUUUUGAAAAAGUGGCAGACAAAGUAAAAGGACCUUCUACAUGAGCUGCAGAAAUGGACUAGAAGCCCAUGUGUAGCAGGGUGACUGCUGCAGCUUGUGGAAUAACUUAGCCCCAGACUGUUCGGGAGUCACUCCUUCAGGGGUCCUGGGAUCUGAUCCCAGCACCAGACCUCUCCCCCUGUCGUCGUCUGACUAUCCCACAUGUCUGUUGGCAGACCCAACUAUCCAAUGGCAUGGGUCAAGUUCUUCAGGAAGCCGGGGGGCAAUCUGGGGAAAUCAUACCAGCCGGGGAGUAUGCUGUCUCUGGCACCCACUAAAGGACUGCUGAACGAGCCGGGCCAGAACAGCUGCUUUCUCAACAGUGCUGUACAGGUACUAUGGCAACUGGACAUCUUCAGACGCAGCUUGAGGCAACUACCUGGGCACUUCUGUCUGGGAGAAUCAUGCAUUUUUUGUGCGUUAAAGGGCAUUUUCUCCCAGUUCCAGCACAGUCGGGAGCGCGCCCUGCCCUCUGACAACCUGCGUCACGCCUUGGCAGAGACCUUUAAGGACGAGCAACGCUUCCAGCUGGGCUUCAUGGACGAUGCCGCAGAGUGCUUUGAGAACAUACUGGAGAGGAUCCACCUGCACAUUGUGCCGGAGGAGACCGAUGCCUGCACUUCAAAGUCUUGCAUCACGCAUCAGAAAUUUGCUAUGUCACUUUAUGAGCAGUCUAUGUGCCGUAGCUGUGGGGCAUCCUCCGACCCACUGCCGUUUACAGAGCUGGUGCAUUAUGUCUCCACCACCGCACUCUGUCAACAGACGCUUCAGCACAGAGACGAGUCAUUUGGGGAACUGUUACAAGCUGCGAGCACAAUAGGGGAUCUUCGCAACUGUCCAAGCAACUGUGGCCAGAGGAUUAGGAUCAGGCGGGUCCUCAUGAACUCCCCUGAGAUAGUUACCAUAGGCUUUGUCUGGGACUCUGACCAGUCAGACCUCACGGAAGAUGUUAUCAGAUCGCUGGGGCCUAAUCUCAGUCUUUCUACGCUCUUCUACAGGGUAACAGAUGAUCAUGCCAAAAAGGGAGAGCUGCAGCUCGUGGGGAUGAUCUGCUACUCCAGCCGCCACUACUGUGCCUUCGCCUUUCACACCAAGUCUUCCAAAUGGGUCUUCUUUGAUGAUGCCACAGUGAAAGAGAUCGGUUCCAGGUGGAAAGAUGUGGUCAGCAAAUGUAUCAAAGGUCACUUCCAGCCUCUCCUCCUCUUUUACUCCAACCCCGACGGGAGUGCUAUCACAGCAGAUGAUGCCUCAAGACAAAACAGCAGCCAGUCCCACUACAAGACUACUGUUGAUGUAGAAGUGCAAGGCUUUGAGCCUCCAGUUUCAGCCCCCAAGAAGCUGGACCUCACCAGGGAGAAUCUGAACGCUCUGUUGGGCCAAGCCAUUUUCAAAGAGAAGACCCCGUCGACCUUCAGCAGGGGCAGCACUCAGUACAGUGCAGGACGGGGACCAGUGAAAAUUGCCACCAUCGAUCCCAAGAGUCGCCUCAGGGAGAUUUCUCGAGAAGUUGCCCAGAGAGCAGGAGAGGUCCGUGGCAUGCAUCCAUUCAAAAAAGAGCCUGAUAGGAGAGGUCAACAGAGGCCGGAGGCACGCUACAGAGAUCCAGGUCAGGACAGGACCUAUUCCCGCUCCGCCUCCCCUCCAGAGAAUGGCUUCAAAAAACACCUGGAACCUCGACUGUACAGCAGCCAAGGAAAAGGUCCCACUCGGACUGAGCGAACCCCCCACCUUGGUGGACGGUCCUCGCAUGAGCCCCCUCCCUAUCACUCGAGGGUCCAAGUGUUGCCCAGUGGGCCUAGUGGGCCCAGCAUCAGCAGUGGUCAGCGGAGAUUAGGACAGCUCUCCAAUGGAUACGAUACUGACAGCAGCCAAGACUCCAGAGAUCGUCCUGUAAGUGGAGGGAACAGCCGAAGCAGGGCCAGCCGCCCAUGGAAGCCCACUCGGGAGGCGCUAAAUGUGGACAGUGUUGUAAGAGGGAGUAGCAGUGGUAUUACAGUAAAUCAAGAGCGAAGGCAGCACAGCCCCCGGAGAAGACCCAGUAGUCAGUCACCCUCCCGAGAGCGAGACAGAGAUUUUACGUGGGGAGGCAAAGAAGAACGCAAACCCAAGAGCCUAAUGACCAUCUAUGAGGAUGAGCAGAGGCAUGAAACAGGUGGCAGCCGAAGCUCGCUGGACUCAGAUGGCCGGGGUGGCUACAGCGACAAGGACAGGUCAAAGGGCUCAGCAGCUCUAAAAGUACGGAAUGACAACUGGAAGAUCCAGCGAACUGAAUCUGGAUAUGAGAGUAGUGACAGACUAAGCAAUGGCUCAGCAAAUCUUGACUCACCUGUGGUAGAGAACCUUUCUUCCAAGGACCUGCGGCCCAUACCUGAGCUGCAACUGACAAUGGAUCAGUUCCCUCAGAGAAGAAGCGAUGAUUUGAAGGCUGACGUAUUGGUCUCUAAAGUUUCCACAGGUGAACAAGAAAGAAAAUCUCCAGAUCUACAAGACGCAGACAUCCUGUCUAGUCAGCCAAUACAAAGCAGAAGAAGAGCCUUCCGAUACACUCCUGGGAUCUUGGAAAGUUACAAUAGUCUUGACAGCGAACUAGAGGAAAACGUGGAUAGCAGCCCCGUGAGCCCUGUGCCUCCUUACUUAGCAAAGACCAGCAGUUCUGAGUGGAACAGCUCGGAUGACCUUGCAGGACCUUUCUCUGAACAAGAAGAAAUGGGCACGGUUGCCCACUUACACCCUUUCUUGCACAACUAUCCUCCACCUUUACCCCCCAAGACCUUUGGCAACAAUCACGCUGACCCAUCUGCUGUCCACUCCCCGCCACCGGAGGUGCCACCACGGUUGAGCCCCCGCAGUGAACCCAAAAAUGGCUUGUCCUCCCUCUCGCACACCACCCUCCGCCGGUGGAUUGAGACACCUGCCGAGCUCAGGCUUUCAUCAGAUGCCAGCUCCAAGUCGGGGUCAUCGGACCAGGACAGGAACGAUCUGUCGGCAAGCGAGAGCGACGAGAGGUUACCCAGUCCAAAGCCCGGACACGAUCACGGUACAGACUCCCCUGGUCCGACAGAUAUGGUUCUUCCCACCACCUACUUUUCUGUGGACAACUGUAUGACAGACACUUACCGGGCCAAAUACCACAAGCCUGCCUUGUACAUGAAAGCAGAGGACCACAUGUCAUCAGGGGAGAGUGAUGUUGAUGGGAGGGGUCUUCCUUUGCCAGAUGUUCAGCCACCAGAGCCUUCCAAAAGCAGAUCAGAACCAGGCUUUUCUACUACUAAGACGGCUGCAAAGUGGAACCCAGUUACUCCAAAAGGACUUGAUGAGCAUGGUUUCCUAUGAUUUUAACAAAAGCAUCAAUAGACCUUGAGUGAUCCAGUGACUGGAUGCCAAAAGGAAUUGCUAUGCACUAUGACUGCUAGACAGUGUGACUCCUUCUGACUGGGAUGUGUAUUUUCUUAUAUACUCAACAGAAAGUUGGACAUUAAACUGAAUGCCAAAGAGAUUGUGAAAAGAAUGGCAGGUGUCCUUAGUAGCUAUAUUGUUGUUUUGGUAUGAACUACUAAAAGCUUUGAAUGAACAGUGAAUUUGCACAGUUGAGAGCACCAGAAAGUCACAGAGAAAUAAACAUCUCCAAAAACAUUUGCUGGCGAUCAUGUUUGGACUUUUGGAGCUCAAAAGCAAAGGGUUGGAUUAGUAAAGAAUGUGUCACAAAAAGCCACUUUACCACUCAAGAGAUUAUUUUCAUGAGGAAGUAACCCAUUUCUUGCAGUUCUACUUCCUCUCACUCCAUGGAAUGUUUUUAUUUGUGUGUUUAACUACUCCCAUUUCAGCGUUAUGAGGUGUCUGCCCCAGUUCUAUCUGUGUUUCACAUCAUAUACCCUAUACCCUUUCAUGGGUUUUGAAGGUUCCAGUAAUAUUCAGAACAUGAAUUUUUUUUGUACAUUUUGGAAAGCAUAUUGGGCACUCUUUUGGCAAGAUCUAAAAGUCGAUGCCAUGAGUCUGUGUGAAUAUGUAGCUCCAGGACACCCACAUAGGUUCUUGGCUCAGACGUCUUUACAGGACUGUUAAGGCGGCAAAACAUACAACCUCAGAUUCUUGCUGGUAUGUAGAGUUUAGUGACCUAAUCAAAUAACACGCUUCAUUCUUUCUUUUGUCUCUGUAUUCAUCAAACUUCUGGUCUAGGUCUAGAAUGCCAAAAUAUCUGCUGACCAGUAUAGGUGUCCAGGGGCUACAAGGUAAUGGGUAUAAAUGUUAAAUUGAUUGUUUAUUGGUAGAAUGUCGAGGCACGUCCCUAUCCUCACAUGCACAUUUACACACUUCCCAUCAUCCUUGCAUAUUUAUUGUGUUUUAUGUGUUUACACUGUUUUUCUGGUUGAUUAUUUUCCUUUUUACACUCCUGUGAGUGACACUGACAGUUUUAAACUUCAAUUGGUUGUCUUUAACUCAAUUAAUUAUUCAGUUUGCUGUCCAAUUUCCUAAAGAUUGCUCCUAUUGGCAGCAAGUCUGCUCUGGUAGGACACGGACAUGUUAGAAUUUAAAAUUGUCACCUAGGGAUUGACAGGGCUUUCUUUUUCUUUGAGGGAGUUAUUAUAAUAACGUUGUAAAUCUGAGUAGUGGACUAUUUUUUUUGGUUCAAAAUAUUUUCUAUAUGCAGCAGGACUCUAAUGCACAGUGCCUUUUGUAUUUUUCUAUGUUGUGACAAGAUUAAAUUGGAGCCCUGGUUUGUACAAUUCUUUGAUUUUAAAGAAUAUUUGUAACAUUUUAUUUUAUUUUUAUUGAUGAACAAUUGUUAAAUAAACAGUUUUAUUUAA